Messenger RNA from Papaver somniferum (opium poppy), 1808 nucleotides. Its product is annotated as rhodanese-like domain-containing protein 7. Bases 216 to 1688 code for a protein of 490 amino acids. NCBI's taxonomy places the organism in Eukaryota, Viridiplantae, Streptophyta, Magnoliopsida, Ranunculales, Papaveraceae. The record is from RefSeq and is a predicted model, not a curated record. The transcript has 5 exons.
AUAAAAUAGAUCCACGAAUCCUCGGUUCCCAAAAGGGAGGCACCAGGUGCUCUAAAGAUUCCUUGGGGUCGGAGCCCCGCCGCCGGUAUUCAAUUGUCUUGUUCCUGCCCGGACGUUGGAAGGGAGAAACGGUGGGCAUAUACGGCGGUUGUUGCUCUUAUUUCCAGUUCCCAACAUCUUCUUCUACUUGAAGCGAGACAGAGAAGAGAGAGUAGAUGCUAACAACAUCAUCUCCAUUGCAGCUCCUCUUCCUCCAAUUCAAGUACCCAACAUCUUCUUCCCCAAUAUUACGACUACUCAGGAGGAGGAGGAGGAGGAUGUUAUCUUCAUCUUCAACAACAAGCCCUAACCCCAAAUUUUCACCUUCAGUGAAAAUCCCUUGUGCUGAGAUGCCUUCUACUCAUCCUCACAACUCUAAUCAUCUUCCAAUCUUCUCCACCUCUAAUUCCAACCCUAAUGGCAUCUCUCACCACCAACAACAGCAGCUCACCUCUAUCUCCAAACCCUUUGUUGCUAAUAGGGUUUCGAAUCAGGCAAUUCCAGUUACCACCUCUCAAUCAUCAGCAUCCGAAGCUCCUCCUGCUUCUCCUCUUGUAGUUGUUUCUUUUUACAAGUUUGCUGAUUUUCCCGACCAUGCUGAUUUGCGGAAGCCAUUGAAGAAUCUCUGUCAACAGCUGCGUGUUUCAGGUGGUAUUAUUCUUGCACCUGAAGGAAUCAAUGGGAGCAUUUGUGGGAUAAGAGAAUCAGUGGAAACAGUUCUUGGUUUCAUACAAUCUGAUGACCGGUUAAAAGGCCUUAGACAGAUCGAAUCCCCAGUGAGUCCCGAGGAAGAAGCCAUCCAUCAUGGACACACUAGCAGUUCCCCUCUUGGUGCAGGAGAAGAUGCACCUUUUCGAUGGGAUCACGUGCGAGUCAAGGUGAAGAAAGAGAUAGUUUCUCUUGGAAUGCCAUCAGUGUCACCCAUCGAAAGAGUUGGAAAGUACGUGGACCCAAAAGAAUGGAAUGAACUGAUUAGUGACCCUGAAACUAUAGUAAUUGAUGUUCGAAAUUCGUAUGAGACUAGGAUUGGGAAGUUUAAAGGAGCUGUAGAUCCAUGUACAACGGCCUUCCGUAAAUUCCCAUCUUGGGUGGAUGAUAAUUUAUUACCAGCUGGCUCUAAUGGCGGACAACAGCAGAUGGAGGCUGAUGGGUCAGAUAAAAGUGGAAUAGAACAAUCCAAUGACCAGGCACCACCACGGGUUGCAAUGUACUGCACUGGCGGGAUUCGAUGCGAGAAAGCUUCCAGUUUUCUCAUGAGCAAGGGCAUUGAAGAGGUUUACCAUUUAAAAGGUGGGAUACUGAAAUAUCUGGAGGAAAUUCCGGAAACAGAAAGCCUCUGGGAAGGAGAAUGUUUUGUGUUUGACAAAAGAGUUUCAGUUGACCAUGGAUUAUCUCAAGGAACUUUCAAGUUGUGCUACGGAUGUAAGCAGCCUGUGAGUGACGCAGACAUGGAAGCUCCAGAGUGGGAAUAUGGAGUUUCAUGCCCAUACUGUUUCUCCUCGAAAUCUGAAGAAGAGAAAGAUAGGGCAAGAGCUAGGCAGAGGCAAUUUGAAGCAUGGGGUGUAAUUGGUGGUCCUGAUAAGGGUCGCCGACCUGUAAAGGCUGAUGGUGAUAGUACCAAUAACCCUCAAGAUCCCCAGUCAGUUUGAUAUCUUCUUCUACAGUAAUUUAGGUCCUUAAAAUUGAGGUGUUGUUGUCUUUUAACUAAACCCUUUGAUGCAUGAAAUUUUGUAAAACUUCUGUUUUAUUAGAUGGAUCAUUUAUCACAA